Sorghum bicolor (sorghum) is the source of this 5048-nucleotide messenger RNA. RefSeq names its product acyl-protein thioesterase 1 homolog 1. Bases 4037 to 4801 code for a protein of 254 amino acids. Gene Ontology annotation, molecular function: hydrolase activity. The transcript is spliced from 10 exons. NCBI's taxonomy places the organism in Eukaryota, Viridiplantae, Streptophyta, Magnoliopsida, Poales, Poaceae. The record is from RefSeq and is a predicted model, not a curated record.
CCAUAAACCCAAAAUAAACCCGAUUGUUUAAAGUUGAGCGAUUAUGCGCGGCCAAGCGCGGGCUCCAAGUCUCCAACAAGGCAACCAUGGGACAGCCACGGCUCACGCGGCCGGUGCAGCAUGCCGGACGCCGCCAUGAAGCGACGCGACGCAGAUCAAUCAAAGCAACCGGCAGCAGUGAAUUGAAGUCGCAGGGUCGUUGCGACCACACAAGGAUCUCUGCUCUUGCUUUGCCAUGGUGGUAACUUGGUAAGCACAGACGGCUGCUCGACCAUCAAAGAAGCCUAGCGCACACCACUUGCUCGACAAAAGGCCUCAGCGCCAGCCAACGGUUGGGUGCGAAAUUGCCUCUGAGUUUCAUUGGUUCUUUUCUUUAUUUUAUUUUGUUAUUAGUUUUUCGAAUGCUUUGACUUUUGUCUUGAUCUGUUAUAUAUACCUGUCCUUACAUUUUAUAGCUAACAAUAUCAUGAGGAAUCAUUAUCAGCAACGAUCUGAUCUGUGAAGACAGUGACAUGCACAUCCCAUCCGCGUAAUCUCUGAGCUACACAGAUGCUUUCUCCUUUGCCAUGGUAACCUCCGCAGAUUAUACAAGGAAAUGUGGUUCUUGCCAAAUGUAUCAACCGUUUGUUUGAUGCUCUUCUCUUUCUGCACUGCAUGCUUGACCUUGACAUCUAUACACUGACGUUUUACACUCUAGUAGCUCUACGUAGUGUAGACCACAUCAAAAAGAUAAUGUCUUGAUUCUUCCACUCCUAACGACCUUUUCCAUGUUUUCAUAUUAAUUACAGAUUCAGCUUUUCAGAGUAACAGCCGAUAGCUGGAAUUUCCUGCCUGGAAAGCAGAGUGUCUAGAGCACAUGACAUUCCUUCAGCAUCUUGCACUGCACAUCUUUAUGGAUGGAAUGAUGUGAGAUGUGACGUAUUCCCUUUCAGCUUGGCCUGCACUCUUAGUCUCAUUGUUUCAUCCCAGCAACAUGGAGGAGCUAUCGGUUAUCACAGGUUUAUUUCGGAUCACUAAGUUUACAGUAGACGCUCAAGUUGGAAAUGUGAUGAGUUUCUAUUUUAUUUAGAUGCUCAACUUGUCAUACUCAUGGAUAUAUGCACCACAUAUAGUUCCCCUGAACAGACCGGAAUAGGACGUGAUUGCUCAAUGACGAUUAUUCUAUUCUAUUCUGUUCUGUUCUAUUCUAUCUUCUGCUGGUGCAAUGCACCCAGAAACAGCACUGUUCCUUUUGCCAAGUUGUAGUAACCACAUAUCUACUCACAAAGCUACAUGAUCACUCAUUAGUCACGUUGCACUUGGUGGUGAUACUGCCAGUUUGGAUCUGGUUAGUUUUCUCUUUUACUUUUCUUGUGAGAACACAAUACUAUGGUUAACAGUUAACACUUUUGAAAAUUGAUCACUAACGAAUUUUGUUUAAUAUUUACUAUGAGAGAGGAUAUAGUUGACUCAAAGGUUAUAAUAUUUUCACAGCCCAUAUGCAUGCUGUAACUUUCAGCAUUUUCCUACUGUCACCCAUCACCCAUGGAUUAUGGUGGCCAUCUCACAACUUCAAACCCCCCAGUUAAACAACAUUUCAUUGCUUUGUUCUAUCUGAGGUUGAUCAAAGGGAUAAAUUCUGCACUAUGCUGAUGGCAACAUUGCCUUUCAUUUCUUACCUUUCACCAUUGCAAAACUUUUCAGAAGUCCUAAAAUUAGAAAUAAAUGGAAGAACAACGUGGACAUUACUAGAACUGCAAACACAAAAGGGCAAGUAAUGUACAUGUAUAUAUAAGUAACAGUAUGAAAUAUAAAGUGGAGAAGGAGAUGCUACUUCAGAUUUUCUGGAGAGAUCAAGCCAUGCAAUAAGGAGCAUGCAUAAUUCUCCCAUUUACUUCCAAAGGCAUAAUUCUUCAGAUAAUGGCAGCUACACAUUCCCUCUUGCAUUUUGGAAGUUGACUUCUGUUGAGCCUUGAUGUGGACUUCUUACAGUGAGUAUUCUUUACCUUUUAAAAUUAUUCAGUGAUCUGGCCUUAGUGGGAGCUGAAUAUGGAAACUGUACCUAACUGCAUAUGCAAUCAGAAGCUUGCUUGCAAAAAAAACUACAGUCACAAGUAUUCCCUCUGGAAGGUGUACAGAAUUGUGUUAUCCUGCUGAUAUAUAGAUCUAUAUUAAGCUUGAAGUGAAAACAUUUAAAGAACUGAUAGUUUUCCUGUUUUUGUAUCUUCCCGAACUAUAUGCUUUUAGGUUUGAGUAACGACAAAUCUGAUAUUUUGUACAGGUUGCCUUUUGAGGACCUUUUUUCUGAUUUUAUAGAAAAAACACUUUUCACAGGAACAUGUGCAAUAUGGAGGGGAACAAUAUGCAUAGGGACGAAUAUGCAUGCUUCUAGUACCAGGGCAUAUAACACAAUUAUGAUGCCUACAAUUUCUGGUGUGAAAAAAGUUAGAUCAGGGACAAAAUCAUGCAUAGCUCACAUAUUUUGGCUUGAGCUGCCUCCCACACUGCACAUCUCAAUCAUUAGAAAAUGAAAAGGAGAAUGGAAUAUGAUUCUUGUUGUAUGUUGUGGGUCUGGCACACCAAAAAAAAAGAGGAAAAGAUCCAGACCUUUUUUGUUUUUUCUAUCGGGUUAUCUUUUUUCCUGGAAAAAAAUGCCAUAUUUCUCAGAGACAUCAGUUUAUAUUUAACUUAUUGUAUUCUCAAUCACCUCUUAAAAUUUGCAUCGUUGAGAAAGAAUCAACUCCUCUGCAUUUGCAAAAGCAAUUGGAAUAUUUGCAAAGGUGAACACCUUUCAUGGCAUGUAAACCUAGAGUAGAAGUCAACUGUAGAAAAUACCUUGACAGGGUUAAAAAUAUUGUUGAUGUCUUGUCAACUAAUAUUUCUUCACAUUGCCAAUUAUCUUAAACAAGAUCUAGCUUUAAUAUAAGAAUGAUAUUAAGUUUGAGAUUUCUUGCAGUCUGGAAAAAGUUAACCUUUUGAAAAUAUUGAGAGCUGGAAAGAAUCGGGUGGUUUGCAUAGUUACUUUGUUACAAAACCUUAGAGUGAAUUCAAAAAAUUAAUUUUACAGUUAUUCUCAAUGUAGUAAAAGUACUCCAUGUUAAGCUCUUAGCCUCUUAUAUUGGUGUACUUCUGCAAGUACAUGUACCAUCAUGAAGAAUGUAGCCACGCAUAUGCUGCUAGUGGGCUUGCAUUUCUGCCUGAUUUGGCUCCCAUAUCCAUGCUGAUUCGUUACUGAAGCUUGAUAGAUAUGUCUUGCAUCAUCGUUUCUGAAUUCUUUAAUGUAUCCUAAUGGUAUAUCAAUUGCAAGUUGCAGUAGAAUAUUAUUUCAUUAUUGUUUUCUGUGUGAAAAUCUGCCACCAAGUGGUUUUCUGUGGGCCUGUUGGCGAGUAAUACUUCCAGCAAAGUUUUUUUCAGUUUCAUCUAACAGAAACUGCUAGCAGUGAUGUCAAAAGAAAGAGUUCAUGACUAGAAAAUAAGUUGACUCAUGCUUAUUCCUUGCAAAUUUGUUUUGAGUUUGUCACAUAAGGAGUUGCAUGGAUUUGUUGACAGAAGGAAGUGCGCAUUAAUACUCCAUGCACCAUGCAGCAUAAAAAUGUUUAUUAGCUGGACAAUAGACAAAAAGAAGAAGAGAACAUUUAUAUAUUAGGUUACUUCUCCACUGUCGGAGAUGCGUCCUACUAACCUGUGUGCCAAAUGCAUUUUCAUGAAAUGACCAUGUGCCAUUGCCACCCUCAAUAUGUAUUUCUGUGUGCAGGAUUCUUCACUUAGAAUUUUUUUUAAUCUUCUAUCCUUUUCCUGACAUAAGAUUUUCAGAAUCCAGAUUCUCCUCUAUGACAGCACAAGGUGUGACAAACCGCACUGCCAUGCAAUGCAGAUUCAGGGAAUCUUUCGACAUAUAUUCCCCUCUCCAGGCUUUCACUAUAAAUAGAGGCUAACUAGGGUUUUGCACUUCAUACAAUUCCAAACCUUCAGAGCUUACAAGGAGUAGCAGAGCUCAGAAGCAUUGGUAUUCAGCACACAGUGCACCUUCUUGAAGAACCGCAGAGGAAAUCACACAAUGAGCUAUUACGGCAGCAGCUCUUCUGGUGGACGAAGCAGUAGGAGAGUCGACUAUGGGAGGACAUAUGUGGUGAGGCCAAAGGGAAGGCACCUAGCCACCUUUGUGUGGCUCCAUGGCCUAGGUGACAAUGGUGCUAGCUGGUCCCAGCUCCUGGAUUCUCUUCCUCUACCAAAUAUCAAGUGGAUAUGCCCCACUGCUGCAAGCCGGCCUGUCGCAGCUUUUGGUGGAUUCCCUUGCACUGCAUGGUUUGACGUUGAGGACACAUCUAUAGAUGGCCGUGAUGACAUUGAGGGACUGGAUGCUUCAGCUGCACACAUUGCAAAUCUGCUGUCAUCUGAGCCGUCUGAUGUGAAGCUUGGGAUUGGUGGUUUCAGCAUGGGUGCCGCUGUUGCUCUCCACUCAGCAGCAUGCUAUGCUCAGGGAAAAUUCACAAGUGGCAUUCCCUAUCCAAUCACACUCAAUGCAGUCAUCAGUUUGAGUGGCUGGCUCCCUUGCUCAAGGACCCUGAGGAGCAAGAUGGAGAGUUCACAUAUUGCUAUAAGAAGGGCUGCCUCCUUGCCCAUCCUGCUUGGUCAUGGAAGAGUGGAUGAAGUUGUCGUCUACAGGAAUGGCGAGAGAUCAGCUGAGAUUCUGAGGAACUCAGGAUUCUCAUUUCUGACUUUCAAGCCCUACAACGGGUUGGGCCAUUAUACAAUCCCUGAAGAAAUGGACGAUCUCUGCAAGUGGCUCAGCUCAUCGCUUGGCCUCAGCCGAUCUCGCUAAAAGAAUAGUUUUAGCGUGUGCGCAAUGGGUUUGGUAAUAGCAUAUAUUUUGAGGGGUGGUUUCGUUUGAUAGCUUGUAACACUUGGUGAUCUCUUCGCAUGUGGCUUUUGUUGCCAUCGUCCUAAUUUACUGGUAUAUGUUUUGCUGUGCUACUGCCUAGCAAGGAGUGACUAUAUGUAAUACGGUACUUUAUCCGAUGUUGUCAAUAAAAAGAAAAUGUCGUUGAGGCCUCUGAUCAACGAAACAA